Molecule: messenger RNA, 1669 nt
Organism: Brassica oleracea var. oleracea
Lineage: Eukaryota; Viridiplantae; Streptophyta; Magnoliopsida; Brassicales; Brassicaceae
Product: DEAD-box ATP-dependent RNA helicase 56
Exons: 12
Coding region: 87-1370 (427 amino acids)
Molecular function (GO): ATP binding; RNA binding; RNA helicase activity
Source: RefSeq, a predicted model, not a curated record
AAGGCAUUAAAAUUUUUUUUCCCGUCAAUCGAUAUCGAGAUCCAACCGAAUCUGCUUCUUCGCUCAGCUUGUAGAAUUUGCUUACUAUGGGAGACGCUAGGGACAACGAAGCCUAUGAGGAGGAGCUCCUUGAUUAUGAGGAAGAGGACGAGAAGGUUCUCGAUUCUGGGAAUAAAGUUAACGGCGACGCUGUGAAGAAAGGUUACGUUGGGAUACACAGUUCAGGAUUCAGAGACUUCCUUUUGAAACCGGAGCUUCUCCGAGCUAUUGUUGACUCUGGAUUUGAGCAUCCAUCUGAAGUGCAACAUGAGUGUAUCCCUCAAGCUAUCUUGGGCAUGGAUGUUAUCUGCCAAGCUAAGUCUGGUAUGGGGAAGACUGCUGUGUUUGUGCUUUCGACUCUGCAACAGAUCGAGCCGACUCCUGGCCAGGUGUCUGCACUUAUCCUAUGCCAUACAAGAGAGUUAGCAUACCAGAUCUGCAAUGAGUUUGUGCGAUUCAGUACCUACCUGCCUGAUACAAAGGUUUCAGUGUUCUAUGGAGGAGUCAACAACAAAAUUCACAAAGAACUGCUGAAGAAUGAAUGUCCUCACAUUGUUGUUGGAACACCUGGUCGAGUUCUUGGACUCGCCAGGGACAAAGAUCUCUCUUUGAAGAAUGUGAGGCAUUUUAUUCUUGACGAGUGUGAUAAAAUGCUCGAGUCACUAGACAUGCGGAGGGAUGUGCAGGAGAUUUUCAAGAUGACUCCCCACGACAAACAAGUUAUGAUGUUCUCAGCAACGCUCAGCAAAGAGAUACGCCCUGUCUGCAAGAAAUUUAUGCAAGAUCCAAUGGAGAUUUAUGUUGAUGAUGAAGCCAAAUUGACUCUUCAUGGACUUGUCCAGCACUACAUCAAACUGAGCGAGAUGGAGAAAAACCGCAAGUUGAAUGAUCUUCUUGACGCAUUGGACUUCAAUCAAGUUGUCAUAUUUGUGAAGAGCGUUAGCAGAGCUGGGGAGCUGAACAAGUUGCUUAUCGAGUGCAAUUUCCCCUCAAUAUGCAUUCACUCCGGCAUGUCUCAGGAAGAGAGGCUGACUCACUACAAAAGUUUCAAGGAAGGGCACAAGAGAAUUCUGGUGGCGACAGACUUGGUAGGGAGAGGAAUUGACAUUGAGCGUGUCAACAUUGUCAUCAACUACGACAUGCCAGAUUCUGCUGAUACAUAUCUUCACAGGGUUGGUAGAGCUGGAAGGUUUGGAACAAAGGGUCUUGCAAUAACAUUCGUGGCAUCAGCUUCUGAUUCGGAAGUUCUCAACCAGGUACAAGAUAGGUUUGAGGUUGAUAUAAAGGAACUUCCUGAGCAGAUUGAUACGUCGACUUACAUGCCGUCCUAAAACGACUUCAGAUUACGAGAGUUUGCAAUGAUCCCUCCCCUUUAUGCUUACCUGCCAUCUUAUCCCCUUUUGUUAUCGUUUGUAACCUUUUAAAAAGGAGAGAGAGAUAUAGAGAGGAUUCCUAGAUUGCACUAUCCUCUUAAACUCAGCCAGAUUUGUGUACAAGCGAAUAUGAUGCCUUGUGUUGUCAGAAUUCAGACAUUACUUGUUCUGUGUUUUAGUAGUUUGUGUAACUUUAGAGUUCGUUUUGUACUGGUUCUUCCUUCGAGUUAAUCUCAGAUUUACCUCUUGCCUUUCAA